Pocillopora damicornis (cauliflower coral) is the source of this 1556-nucleotide messenger RNA. Its product is annotated as mitochondrial outer membrane protein SLC25A46. Gene Ontology annotation, cellular component: mitochondrial outer membrane. The record is from RefSeq and is a predicted model, not a curated record. Gene Ontology annotation, biological process: mitochondrial fission; mitochondrial membrane fission. Lineage: Eukaryota; Metazoa; Cnidaria; Anthozoa; Scleractinia; Pocilloporidae.
UGCAUGGUUCGUACCCAAGAAGAGUUUGCUAUCAUAAAAGACUGGGAACUAAUCAGGAUAAAAUCCAAAAUGGUGUUCGACAGGCUAAGAGGAAUCGAACGAGAAAAUCUCCCUCUUUCGCGGCAACAAACCGUUGACGACCAGGAAUCUCUAGCACAACAAAAUAUUUUAUCAUCUGUUAAUGGAAAGACACCAAAAGAGCAUCAGAUAGAAAGCACACAAAGACUUGUUGGUUUUGCAAUUGGUACUGGGAGUAUUCUUGCCGCACAGUUUCUGACUCAUCCAUUUACAGUCUUCAGGAGACAGUGUCAGGUAAAUCAUGGUGCCAGAAAAUACCACUUAGCACCCUUCACUGUGUUCCAAAUCUUGCUUCGUGUGAGAAGAAGUCAGGGUUAUGGUGCUUUGUGGAAGGGUUGUGGUAGUACCUAUGUUGUGUGUGCUGUCAAUUUCUUUGGUGAAGCAGCAGUGAGCAGCCUUACUCAUCUACCUUAUGAAAAACCAGAGAGAACUAGUUCAUACAAAGAUGUUGGAGGCCAUCUUCUUUUGAAAGGAUUAAGUUUGGCUCUUAGCAUGCCAGUGGCAGCAGCAAGCUUAACAGAAACAGUCAAGAGUGACCUCACCCGUUACCAAGACAAUAUUUUUGACAGUUUAAAAGACUGGAUGUACCGCAUUGUAGGCUGGGAUAGAUCAUCAGGUCGUCAUGGUCGCCUCCUCCCCAUGUGGACCCUGGUGCUUCCCACAGUUCUUCACGGCCUGCUUACCUAUGUCUUGGGUACAUUGAUUCAACACUUGGUAUUGAUAAAACUGAAGGGCAGGGGCAUCCACAAGUCACCCGACACAGACCCUACAUCAUCAGAUGAGGAACUGCUGGGCCCUACUGAUAUGACUCAUACUUAUUACCCAGAACUUGUGGCCAAUUUUUUAGCAUUUUUUAUCCCUGAGUUUUUGUUGUAUCCUUUGGAGACGGUUCUUAACCAACUGUAUGUCCAAGGCACUCGGACCAUCAUUGACGAUCUUGAUACUGGUACUGGUGUGGUGCCACUAUGUACAAACUAUGAUGGUAUGUUGGACUGUUUCCGCUCCAUCUGGCGGGAUGAAGGUCUUGGGGGUUUUUACAAAGGCUUCGGUGCACUGCUGAUUCAGCUGUUUAUUCACUGGCUCAUCCUAAAGCUGACUCAGUUUGUGUAUAAGGAAAUUUCACAGGAUUUUAAAGGCAAAUAAUUCAUUGCUUGUGUGUCUUAAGAAAUGAAGAUCUUAAUUAACAAUAUCUUAAUAUUGGGGUCAUUCUUUGUACAGUUGAUGUCACACGGGAUUGUUAAGUGAUAUGUGUAGGACACUAUGAUCUUUGCAACGAUUCCCUUGCUCUCCUAACUAUAAUUUAUCAGAAUUUUAACUAUUUUGGUAUGUUUUAACUGAACUUGAUCCUCUAUGGUUACUUCUGACUGUUAUUGCCUCAAGUGGAAAGAUAAGUUGGCCAAAAAUUGAGAAAAAAUUAUUCUAGUAUGUCUAAAUAGAAGUGAUACUUUGACACAAAAUAAAGUAGCAUCUAUUUAUAA